This is a messenger RNA of Alternaria atra, 663 nucleotides long. RefSeq lists its product as uncharacterized. The transcript has 2 exons. Bases 1 to 663 code for a protein of 220 amino acids. Lineage: Eukaryota; Fungi; Ascomycota; Dothideomycetes; Pleosporales; Pleosporaceae. The record is from RefSeq and is a predicted model, not a curated record.
AUGCAAUUGAGUCAGCUCAAUCUCGCAAAACCAUUCACUAUAGACUCGGCCUCGAAGCGGUCGCUGUUACAGUUCCAUGUCCUUUUUCUCGGUGUAUUUAUCGAGCCUCAUCGGAAUUGUCUGGUCGACUUGGGGAAUUUCCGCAUCAACAAUAAGCCGCUCGAAAUUGAGAAUCUGAGGGACUUGGAACAUCUCGAAGAGUUAUGUAUUUUGGCGGCACGACAAUCCGCUCGAGUGGCCUCGCUACUGCAAAUCGACAAUCUAGUCCGAGCGCACUGUUGGGUAUCUAUUUACACUAGCUUCACCAGUUGUGCAAUCCUCCUCUUCGGCGCCUCACAAAAGCUGCUCAGGCUCUACGGCGAAGAAAUCAGCGAAGACCUCUCUUACGCAUCUUCGCAUCUCCAUCUCCUCUCGCUGUGUGGUCACGACAACAUCAUUGCAAAGAAGCUGUACACCAAACUCCAGAAGAUCUUCAAUGACAUCAGAGAGAUCGCGGUCUCUCCUGUCUAUCGUGAGAUGCGCGACGCUCGUAUUUUCGUCAAGGACCCGAUGUUUGUGCCGCGCUCACAUUACGACUCAGUAGUAGGUGCAGAGGAUGCCAGUAUAAGUAUCCUGAACUCUGUUAGACGCGCUAUGGAUGCUAUUCAGGAUACUUUGGUGUGA